Messenger RNA from Cherax quadricarinatus, 588 nucleotides. RefSeq lists its product as uncharacterized. The record is from RefSeq and is a predicted model, not a curated record. Gene Ontology annotation, cellular component: extracellular matrix. Lineage: Eukaryota; Metazoa; Arthropoda; Malacostraca; Decapoda; Parastacidae.
AUGUGUGAUGUUUAUUCCAGCAUGAACAUCAAGGUUUCCGUUAUCGCUUGCGUUUUGAUGGUGGUAGCUGGUGAGCCACCUGUACACCAUGCUCCACCUGUCUAUCAUACACCCCACCACCAACCUCAUUACCCUGAGGUUCCUCCCAAAUACGCCUUCAACUAUGCCGUGGUUGAUCACUACUCAGGCGCCAACUUCGGUCACUCAGAGACCCGCGACGGUUACAAGACCGAAGGUACCUACAACGUGGACCUUCCCGACGGCCGCAAGCAAACUGUCAACUACGCAGACAACGGCGGCGGUCUGGAAGCUGUGGUGAACUAUGAUGGUGAAGCGAAGUACCCAGAGUACAAGCCUGUGUAUAAACCAGAGUACAAGCCACAGUAUGAGCCUGAGUACAAGCCACAGUAUGAGCCUGAGUACAAGCCACAGUAUGAGCCUGAGUACAAGCCACAGUAUGAGCCUGAGUACAAGCCACAGUAUGAACCUGAGUACAAGCCACACUAUGAGCCUGAGUACAAGCCUGAAGAUGAGUCUAUCUACCCAACCCACCCAACAUCCUACCCACCCCCACCACACUUUAAGUAA